Molecule: messenger RNA, 1578 nt
Organism: Aspergillus ruber CBS 135680
Lineage: Eukaryota; Fungi; Ascomycota; Eurotiomycetes; Eurotiales; Aspergillaceae
Product: beclin 1
Exons: 2
Coding region: 1-1578 (525 amino acids)
Biological process (GO): autophagy; late endosome to vacuole transport; cellular response to nitrogen starvation
Cellular component (GO): phosphatidylinositol 3-kinase complex, class III, type II; phagophore assembly site; phosphatidylinositol 3-kinase complex, class III, type I
Source: RefSeq, a predicted model, not a curated record
AUGACCAACAUGUACUGCCAGAAAUGCCGCACUUCGCUGAAGCUCGACGGCUCCCUUGAGUCACUAAACCCAGCAGCUUUUGACUUGCUCGUUGGAUCUUCCGGUCGCACACUCCCAGACCAUACAAACUCAUCCCGCCCUCCCUACCCCCAAGAACGUCGAGACCUCUACGACCACGUCUCCAAACAAAAUCACACCCCCGUCUACAGAAGAUCCAUCCCCGCGCCUCGCCAUGCCGGGACCCAACCCAACACCCCUCGCCUGCCUCGGGGUGAUAGCGGAAACAUGUCUUUUGUAAUGCUUACAGAGUCUCAAGUCGGGCCGCCGCACGCGGGAUCGGGUGAUGGUCAGCGAUGGGCAGCGGGGGAAAACAACAGGGUAGAAGAUGGAGGAGGGUCGUUUUCGGACCAGGUUGAGCGGGCGAAUCGGUUAUUUGAGAUUAUUUCAUCGCGGUCUGAUAUUGAUCAUCCGAUUUGUAUGGAAUGUACGGAUAUGCUUGUGGAUGGGUUACAGAAGAGGUUGGUGAGUGCUACGAAGGAGCGGGAUGCUUAUAUUUCGUUUCAGAGGAAUUUGAACUCCUCUGUUCCGACAGCAGACGAGAUCGAGAAUGCGGAGGAGUCGCUCAAGGAGACACUAGAGGCUGAGGAGGCUGCAUUUGCGGAGCUUGUGGAGUUGGAGAAAGAGAAGGCUAUGUUGGAUGAGGAGAUUGCUGGUUUGGAGGAAGAGUCGCGGCAGUUGGAUGUCGAUGAGGAGGCGUUCUGGCGGGAUCGGAACUCUUUUGCCUUGACGCUGUCGGAUUUUCAGAACGAGAGGGAUGCUUUGAAUAUGCGAUACGACCAUGAUUCACGCCAGCUGGAACGACUGCAACGAACCAAUGUUUACAACGACGCCUUUUGUAUAGGUCAUGACGGCUACUUUGGUACCAUCAAUGGAUUGCGGCUAGGCCGUUUGACCAAUCCAUCAGUGGAGUGGCCGGAGAUUAACGCAGCCUGGGGUCAAACGGCACUGCUGUUAUCCACGAUUGCGGAAAAGCUAAACUUUCAAUUCCAAGUAUAUCGACUGAAACCACUGGGCUCGACCUCUCGAAUUGAAAAGAUAGAAUAUCCUCAAUCCCCCGCGCAAUCCACCCUGGGAGGCAACGGGAACGGGACCGGGGUACCAUCUGGACCUCCCAAGAUCACUGUGUUGGACCUGUUCUCCUCGGGGGAUCUUCCCUUGAACCUACCUUGGAUACACCGCCGCUUCGAUGCAGGGAUGGUCGCAUUCCUCGAAUGCUUACGACAGCUAGGCGAAUAUGUUGAGAAGACCCCUGCGCCGGGCCGUCGCAGCAGUAGUGGCGGUCAUGGGGCUACGGUUCCCGGGCUGAAACUGCCGUAUACGAUCUCACGCGACAAAAUCGGCGACGCAAGUAUCAAACUUGGAUUCAACCAGAACGACGAGACGUGGACGCGGGCAUGUAAAUACACGCUAACGUGCUGUAAGUUUCUAUUGGCACACGUGAGCAACGUUGCCAGCGCGGGAUCUGGCAGCCAGUCUGCAGCCGUUGCAACGGCGGGGGAAGCCGUCCGGAGUCCGUAG